Molecule: messenger RNA, 2508 nt
Organism: Nothoprocta perdicaria
Lineage: Eukaryota; Metazoa; Chordata; Aves; Tinamiformes; Tinamidae
Gene: TMCC2
Product: transmembrane and coiled-coil domain family 2
Exons: 5
Coding region: 70-1941 (623 amino acids)
Biological process (GO): amyloid precursor protein metabolic process
Cellular component (GO): endomembrane system
Source: RefSeq, a predicted model, not a curated record
GCCGGGCCGCCGCCGCCGCGCUCCAAGCCCCCCGACCUCAAGAAAAUCCAGCAGCUCUCCGAGGGCUCCAUGUUCGGCCACGGCCUGAAGCACCUUUUCCACAGCCGGCGGCGCUCGCGCGAGCGGGAGCACCAGAACUCGCAGGACUCGCUGCCGCCGCCGCCCGGCGCCUCCGACCACGACUCCCCCGACGAGAAGGAGCGCUCGCCGGAGAUGCACCGCGUCUCCUACGCCGUGUCGCUGCACGACCUGCCCGCGCGCCCCACCGCCUUCAACCGCGUGCUGCAGCAGAUCCGCGCGCGGCCCUCCAUCAAGCGCGGCGCCAGCCUGCACGGCGCCGGCGCCGGCGGCCGCCGCGCCAAGAGCGGCUCGCUGGAGCCGCAGCGGGGCAGCCCGCACCUGGGCCGCCGCGCGCCGCAGGACAGCGGCCUCACCGCCAUCCUGCACCAGCACCAGGGCCGGCCGCGCUCCUCGUCCACCACCGACACCGCCAUCCUGCUCGCCGAGAGCGGGGCCGUCUACCUGCUCGCCGAGGACACCGAGGGGCUCGCCGAGAAGCUGGACAAGGGGGACGUGACGGCCCUGAGCCUCCCUUCCAACGUGGGCCACGGCGACGCUGACGGCAACAUCUGCCUGGACAUCCCCGAGGGCACCCCGGACCCGCAGCGCACCAAGGCGGCCAUCGAGCACCUGCACCAGAAGAUCCUCAAGAUCACGGAGCAGAUCAAAAUCGAGCAGGAGGCGCGGGACGACAACGUGGCCGAGUACCUGAAGCUGGCCAACAACGCGGACAAGCAGCAGGCCUCCCGCAUCAAGCAGGUCUUCGAGAAGAAGAACCAGAAGUCGGCGCAGACCAUCGCGCAGCUGCACAAGAAGCUCGAGCACUACCACAAGAAGCUGAAGGAGAUUGAGCAGAACGGGCCCUCCCGGCAGCCCAAGGAUGUUUUCCGGGACAUGCACCAAGGCCUCAAGGACGUGGGUGCCAACGUGCGCUCCAGCAUCAGCGGCUUCGGCGGCGGCGUCGUGGAGGGCGUCAAGGGGGGGCUCUCGGGCUUGUCGCAGGCCACGCACACCGCCGUGGUGUCCAAGCCCCGCGAGUUCGCCAGCCUCAUCCGCAACAAGUUCGGCAGCGCCGACAACAUCGCGCACUUGAAGGACACGCUGGACGACGGGCACCCCGAGGAGGCGGCGCGGGCGCUGAGCGGCAGUGCCACCUUGGUCUCCAGCCCCAAGUACGGCAGCGACGACGAGUGCUCCAGCGCCACGUCGGGCUCGGCCGGCGGCAGCAACUCCGGCGCCGGGCCCGGCGGCUUGGGCAGCCCCAAGUCCAACACGCUGGACAGUCACCACAACAGCUUCGACACCAUCCUGGAGGAGCUGCGGGAGAUCAAGGAGAGCCAGUCGCACCUGGAGGACUCCAUGGAGGACCUCAAGGCGCAGCUGCAGCGGGACUACACCUACAUGACGCAGUGUCUGCAGGAGGAGCGCUACAGGUACGAGCGCCUGGAGGAGCAGCUGAACGACCUCACGGAGCUGCACCAGAACGAGAUGACCAACCUGAAGCAGGAGCUGGCCAGCAUGGAGGAGAAGGUGGCCUACCAGUCCUACGAGAGGGCGCGGGACAUCCAGGAGGCCGUGGAGUCCUGCCUGACGCGGGUCACCAAGCUGGAGCUGCAGCAGCAGCAGCAGCAGGUGGUGCAGCUGGAAGGGGUGGAGAACGCCAACGCGCGGGCCCUCCUGGGCAAGUUCAUCAACGUCAUCCUGGCCCUCAUGGCCGUGCUGCUCGUCUUCGUCUCCACCAUCGCCAACUUCAUCACGCCGCUCAUGAAGACCCGCAUGCGCAUCCUCAGCACCGCCCUGCUCGUCCUCUUCCUCCUCUUCCUCUGGAAGCACUGGGACUCCAUCACCUACUUGCUGGAGCACGUGCUGCUUCCCAGCUGAUCCCCGGCCCGGCCGCUGCGCCCGAGGGCUUCCCGGUUCCUGCCGAGGGGAGCCGGGAUGGGGCCGGCGGCCGGAGCCUCCGUUUGCCGCCUCCACGCUCUUGGUUGAGUUGCUUUUCCUUUGCCCUCUGUCGCGUUGGUGGAGAUGGAGCGGUGCCCUGUCAGUCCUCGGGAAGGCCGGGGAGGGCAGCAUGCGGGAAUUUGGGAUGCAAACGCUAAAUUACGUGUCACUGCGUUGGGCUUCCAAACGGCGCCAGACCGUGGGCGGGAAGUGGCAGGAAAAGGGCGCGUGGGCAUCCCCGGGUGGGGAAGACGGAGCCAGCGAAGGAGCCCCGCGUGCAGGAGUGAACGGAGGGCCCCGCUCCCGAGGGCGGCAGGCGCCUCCUGCGGCGCUUCCCGCCCCGCUUCCCGCUUCCUUCCCGGGCCGCCGGCCCUGUGUGUGUGCGCGUGCGGUUGGCGUUUCCCGCGAGACUCGCGUCCCCCUUGGUGAGGGGACGCCCCCCAGCCCCACGCACCAGCACGGCUUGUUGUCUUGACUGUUUCUUAAAUUAUUUCAGACGUAUAUAUU